AUGAGAUCUUCCGAGUUGAACUGUUCCUCCUGCCUUCAAGAUCCGGUCUGUCCAAAAGUCGUCUCAACGAACCCUUCCAGCCGGAAGGCUUCAGACACGCAGAAGAACUGGCGACUUGUCUUUCGACAGAGCCAGACGGUUCAUCAAACUAAGGUUCAGAUCAGUGAACAAAGAAUCUACUUUCAUCUGGAUCAUCUUUAUUCCUACCACAACCACCUGCAUCGGCACACCUUGUCCGUUGGCUCUGGUCCACACAACCCCAGUUUGGCAGGACUAUGUGAAGGGUACAUGGUCAUACCGGUUGAGAGAAACCCGUGUUCAACGUGUCUGAAGGUGUCCUCCGACGGCCGUUUCACAAACAUUUUCUGCUCCCGCUUGUCCGAUUUGCAACUCGUCCGCCUGCCUAGAUUUGACGAGGUAUCAUAUUUCCGAUUGGACAAGCGCCAUGUUGGUAUGUUUGCAGACAAGCCGGUCUCAGUCUGCUCCACUCAAAUUCAUUCGUCUCUCUCACUCCUCCUCCACCAGCCCCUUUUAUUGCUUCUUCUUCUCUCUCUCUCUCUCUCUCUCUCUUUUUCGCCCUCUCUUCGCCUCUUUCUUUCUUGCUCCCUUUCUCUUCCUGUCCUGCUUUCUCUCUUCAGUCAUUAA
Messenger RNA from Protopolystoma xenopodis, 645 nucleotides. Lineage: Eukaryota; Metazoa; Platyhelminthes; Monogenea; Polystomatidea; Polystomatidae. The record is from the annotation of a GenBank genome assembly.